Medicago truncatula (barrel medic) is the source of this 1518-nucleotide messenger RNA. RefSeq names its product probable 1-acylglycerol-3-phosphate O-acyltransferase. The transcript has 9 exons. NCBI's taxonomy places the organism in Eukaryota, Viridiplantae, Streptophyta, Magnoliopsida, Fabales, Fabaceae. The coding region runs from base 131 to 1309 and encodes 392 amino acids. Gene Ontology annotation, biological process: phosphatidic acid biosynthetic process; lipid homeostasis. The record is from RefSeq and is a predicted model, not a curated record. Gene Ontology annotation, molecular function: A2-type glycerophospholipase activity; lysophosphatidic acid acyltransferase activity.
ACGUCAUUGCCCGCGUAAGCUUUCUUUCUUUCUUCGCGGUUCUUCUUCUUCUUCUGUAAUCAUUUCCAAUUUAUUUAUACUAAUCACAAACAUAAACCAUUUAAUUAGUUAGUAAUUGUUGUAUUGUUCUAUGAACACAAUUCGAUCUCGUUUGUUAACAAAAACAAGAAUGUCGGCGGAAGACACAACUACUGGAAAAAACAACCUUGGCGGUUUCUGGCCAUUUUUCCGACGUUGGAUUCCUACUUCUACUGACCACAUCAUCAAUGCUGAAAAACGUCUUCUUUCUCUUGUCAAGACUCCAUAUGUUCAAGAACAGGUUAAUAUAGGCUCUGGUCCACCUGAUUCAAGAGUGAGGUGGUUUCGUUCAUCUAGCAAUGAACCGCGGUUUAUUAACACAGUUACUUUUGACAGUAAAGAUGAUUCUCCUACAUUGGUAAUGGUUCACGGAUAUGCUGCAUCACAGGGUUUCUUCUUUCGCAAUUUCGAUGCUCUUGCCUCGCGUUUCAGAGUUAUAGCUAUUGAUCAACUUGGUUGGGGUGGAUCUAGCAGGCCAGACUUUACAUGCAAAAGCACUGAAGAAACCGAGGCUUGGUUCAUUGAUUCUUUUGAGGAAUGGAGGAAAGCCAAAAACCUGAGCAAUUUUAUACUUCUAGGGCAUUCUUUUGGUGGUUAUAUUGCUUCCAAAUACGCGCUUAAGCACCCAGAGCACGUACAGCACUUGGUUUUGGUGGGAUCUGCUGGAUUUUCUUCGGAAACAGAGAGGAUUACGAAGUUCUUAUCAACCUGGAAGGGAUCAAUCCUGAACCAAAUAUGGGAAUCCAAUUUGACACCGCAGACAAUUAUCAGAGGUUUAGGUCCUUGGGGUCCUGAUUUAGUCAGCAGGUAUACAAGUGCUAGGUUUGUCAAAUACUCAACUGGGGAACUUUUGACAGAAUCUGAAUCGAAAUUACUAACAGAUUAUGUUUAUCAUACGUUAGCUGCCAAAGCUAGUGGUGAGUUGUGCUUAAAAUAUAUUUUUUCAUUUGGAGCAUUUGCCAAGUCGCCUCUUCUACACAGUGCCUCGGAGUGGAAAGUUCCCACCACUUUCAUAUAUGGUUUCGACGAUUGGAUGAAUUACGAAGGGGCCCAAGAAGCUCGUAAGCAUAUGAAGGUUCCAUGUGAAAUCAUCCGGGUUCCGCAGGGUGGGCAUUUUGUGUUCAUUGAAAACCCAUCUGGCUUUCAUUCAGCUGUGUUUUAUGCUUGUCGAAGGUUUCUUAGUCCUGAUCCCGACAGUGAAUCCCUUCCUGAAGGGCUAACAUCUGCAUAGACCAUGGACUAUAAAUUUCUGUGCUGCUGUCUGUAAAUGUUUGUAUCCCAUUUUUUUCAAAUAAACUCCCAUAAUUUAGUCUAGCCUUGUCCUAGUCUUGCUUAAUGGAAUUUACGGUUGCAAGAGCAAUUCAAAGAAAAAUGAACUGUAAGAUAAAUUUGAUUGGUGAUAUAUAUAUAUGUCCUUUCUCAUUCAUUAAUUUUGUGCUA